UCGGACGCUUUUGUCCUUUUGACUCGCGCCUCUCUCGCUCGCCGGCAGCCAGAGCUUCAUCCAACAUGUCGGCCACCUCCGUGUUCCCCAUGUGUGUGCGGGCGAGCCGGGGCCUCCUGCGGCUCCGGAGCGGAGCGGCGGCCGCCUCCUCCCCGGCCGCGGCCCGCAUGGCGCGGACCCUGUCCUCGGACAAGCCGCCGUCCGGACCGGGCGGCGCCGCGGGCGGCCUGGCCCAGGCGAUCCUCCAGGAGCGGCUCCAGCAGCAGAGUCAGGGUCUGCCUCCUCCUGAGGGAGCGGAGGCAGAGAAGGAGGGAGACAAGACGGAGGACAAGAAGCAGAAUGAAAACACGGCCUACGCCAAGAAGAUGGUCCUACGGUUGGCGGGACUCAUGGGAAUCGGCGGGGCGGUCGGCAUCGUCUACAUAUUCGGCUCCAACUCGGUGGACGAACAAGGACACAUGAUUCCAGAUGAGUUCGACAGAGACCCUCCAGUCGUGCAGCAGCUGAAAAGAACCUUCAAGUACUUUCAGGACUACAGACAGAUGAUCAUCGAGCCAACAAGCCCGAAGCUGCUGCCCGACCCUCUGAAGGAGCCGUACUACCAACCUCCGUACACUCUGGUGCUGGAGCUCACCGACGUCCUGCUGCACCCGGAGUGGUCGUUGGCGACAGGUUGGCGGUUUAAGAAACGUCCGGGCAUCGACUACCUCUUCCAGCAGCUGGCGCCGCUUUACGAGAUCGUCAUCUUCACUGCAGAGACCGGCAUGACAGCGUAUCCUCUCAUUGACAGCAUUGAUCCUCAGGGUUUCGUGAUGUAUCGUCUCUUCAGAGAUGCAACACACUACAUGGAGGGACAUCAUGUCAAGGACGUGUCGUGUCUGAACCGCGACACCAGCAAGGUGAUCGUGGUGGACUGUAAGCGGGAGGCGUUCAGCCUGCAGCCCUUCAACGGCAUGGCCCUGAAGAAGUGGGACGGGAACUCGGAGGAUCGAACGCUCUACGACCUCGCCAACUUUCUCAAGACCAUCGCUCUGAGCGGAGUGGACGACGUGCGCUCGGUGCUGGAGAACUACGCUCUGGAGGACGACCCCAUCGAGGCCUUCAAACGCAGACAGGCUCAGCUGGCGCAGGAGGAGGAGCAGCGCCUGGCCGAGCUCUCCCAGCAGAAGAAACAGGGACUCUCUCUCGGCUCCAUCGCUUCCCGGUUCUGGCGCUCCAAACAGCAGUGAGCCCCGCCCCCUCUCACACUCGCACCAAUCGCAGUCCGGCUCUCUGCCAGCGUCGAGGGGAGGGGCCGGAGGACAGGAGGCGGGGGGGUCUGCGGACUGUAGUUGGGUGCCCUCCGCUGUCGCAAGCAACAGCGGGCGUGUCUGCAGUGCUGGAAUGGAGCCAGGACAUUGGCCGUGGCGUGCACCAAUGAGAGGCGAUUAUUUUGUUUAUUUUUUUCUUGGUGGCAGGGCGUCAGUGGCGCCCUCCCUUGGUCAUCAUGGCGUCCGCUGAUGCAUCUCAGGCCGCUGAAGCUCCAGGUCCUGUUGAAACUUUUGUUGGUCGGAGGCAGAUCUGAGAUCAGCACUGCUCUCGCCACGCCCGCUGUGGUCGGCGCCGCCGCUCACAGGAAGUGACAUCAGCUGGUCGAACCGAACCCCACAACGUCUGUGUUAUUCUCUGUUCCUCUGUGUCUCAGACUGACGACGCUGCUGCAGACUUUGUUCAAACCAUGAAUAUUGCUUCUAGAAAAAUAAAUGUACAUAACACAUAGUUUUCUGAAAGAGUUGAUUCCCUGUGUCGGACGGUCGGCGCUCCCGGCGGCGGCGGCGGCGUGGACGGUGCUCGGUUUGGCAUGUGGACAUUUUGAAGACUGGAACCACAGCUGAGCCAAUGGGAGGAGGAACGUUGGAGUAGAAGAACUUUUCAUUUCUACCGUUCUCCCAAACGUUUGGUUUUAUUCUACAUGACCAGCGCUGUCAGCUGAUUGGUUCCUCCUGAAGACGGUAAAACCCCCUCACUCAUGCAGUUUCAUCUCAAUACAACAUCGUUCAGUGUAGUGUGGUCGCAGCAGGACCUAUUUUCAGCGGCGGAUGAAUCCACAUCAGGUGCAGCAGUGAGCGUUUGGGUCAAACUUAAAGAGCUGAAACUCCAGAUCUUCAUCCAGACGAGUGUUUAGCUCCGUAUCAGAAAUAACCUCCGUCCACGCUAACGCACCUGAAACAUCACAUGACCGUUCACGUCCACUGGUCAUGUGAUGUAAACGGGAAACAUCGCUCGCUCACUCUGUUUGUUGCGUUUUGUGGCCGUAGACGUUGGCAGCGAAGUAAAUACACAACCUGCCUCACACGAUUCUUAUUGUUUAUUUACUCACACAAAGCGAUGGGAGGCGGCUGGCGAUCCACUUCGCCACGAAGCCGGUCGGCGGCGGAGGAGAACGCCUGCGUCACCGUUUACGAAACUCUCUCAAACACAAAGCCGGAGUUUUCAAUCUUUACACAAGUCUCUGAUUUAGAGGCUGGAAAACUGUGGACGCCCGGCGUAACCAUAGCAACGGUGAGUAAUAAAACAUCUGGAUGUGGACGGAGACGUCAGCGAUCGUGUUUUUCAAAUUCUCUCCGUGACUUGAGAUGUGUCCGGAGUGAGCGACCAAUCAGAGAGCGGGGACUGAGCACAGUAACCAUGACGACUCUGGGGCUCCGCUGCGGUUCUGUUUCAUGUGUUUGUCGAAGAUUGGUGAUGAAAUAAAGAAAUCAAAUCAUGA
This is a messenger RNA of Hippoglossus stenolepis (Pacific halibut), 2749 nucleotides long. RefSeq names its product translocase of inner mitochondrial membrane 50 homolog (S. cerevisiae) (gene timm50). The coding region runs from base 66 to 1229 and encodes 387 amino acids. The transcript has 11 exons. NCBI's taxonomy places the organism in Eukaryota, Metazoa, Chordata, Actinopteri, Pleuronectiformes, Pleuronectidae. Gene Ontology annotation, molecular function: phosphoprotein phosphatase activity. The record is from RefSeq and is a predicted model, not a curated record.